UUUCCGGAAUUAACAAUACAGAGUUCAGUAUCUUAUUAAAAUAUAUAAUCUUCGAAUAAUCAUUUGCCACGCAGGAGGUGCUUAUUUGCUUUCAUCCGGGUGAGGAACUGGAGGAGCGUGUUACUUCAUCAGUUUUUGCAUAUCCUUGCCAUCCAGUCAUUAAGAUGUGCGGCGCCCAUCACGGACACGUCAGAGCAGUGGUUCAGGUGCUGUGGGCCCAGUUGCUUUUCGGAUGGGUGUUCGGCUCGGAACUAACCUUCGAGCUUCCUGACAACGCCAAGCAGUGCUUCUAUGAAGACAUCACGAUCGGCACGAAGUGCACGCUUGAAUUUCAGGUGGUGACCGGAGGCCAUUAUGACGUUGACUGUCGCCUGGAGGACGCGGACGGGGUGGUCCUGUACAAAGAAAUGAAAAAGCAGUACGACAGCUUUACCUUCACGGCUGCGAAAAACGGGACGUACAAGUUCUGCUUCAGCAACGAGUUCUCCACGUUCACACACAAGACGGUCUACUUUGAUUUUCAAGUCGGAGAAGAUCCUCCUCUCUUUCCCAAUGAGAACAGAGUGACUGCUUUGACCCAGAUGGAAUCGGCCUGCGUCUCCAUCCACGAGGCCCUGAAGUCCGUCAUCGACUACCAGACCCACUUCCGUCUCCGGGAGGCCCAGGGCCGCAGCCGGGCUGAAGACCUCAACACCAGGGUGGCCUUCUGGUCCAUCGGCGAGGCCUUCAUCCUGCUGGUGGUCAGCAUCAGCCAGGUGGUGCUGCUCAGGAGCUUCUUCUCAGACAAGAAGACCACCACCACCCGCGUGGGGUCUUAACAUCUCCCCUCCCAAACCCACCCCCACCCCAGCUCUGGCUCAGAGCCCCAUACCGGAUGGACUUCGACAGACUGACCACAGCCAGUGGAAGUUCACAAGUUUUUUUUUUUUUUUUUUUUGUUUUUUUUUUUUAAAGAUUCCAUUUUCUUUGUUAAUGCGUAAAGAAGAAAAAAAAAAAAAGUCACGCUCUGUAUUUACUUUUAAAGACCCAAUUAAUUAUUCUAAAGGUUGUAAGUGCAGGAAAUGCUACCUGGAAAGGUUGCAAAUUAAUUUAUUAUAAUAAGGAUAUGGGUUUUUUUUUUUCUUUUUGGUUUUUUUUACACCACUGUGGACCUGAAUAUAUGAAAAUACUAAUAUUCUGUCUUGCAGGUCUUGAACUUGAGAUGCUUUUGAUUCUUUAUUAGAUGUUAAACUGUAGUGUUAGAAGUUAAUUCAUCUCUUCAGAAUGCACCACUCAUGCCGUGCCAGCAGUCCAAACGAGGAGACUCCUCCCCCACGUUCCAAAUCUCUUUCACUGCACCGUCUACAGCGAUACAACUCCUACCUUUGAGUCAGAACCGAAAUGUAAGCUGAGGUUACAGAACUUUUAUUUUUGGUGUACAAAAUUGUACAAGUUGGGAGAUUGGCCUCUCCUUUGUCCCACUGUUGAGUUGUUUUUGUAAAUUUGGCUUUCGUACAUUAUCGGUUGAUUCGAGAGCAAGUUCUUUCUUUGAACGUAAUUGGUCCCCUUCUCUGGUAUGUAUAGUGAAAUCGGAAAUAAAUUGAAAAAAGUUGUAAGCACAUAACUUUAUGGUAUUGUUUUUUAGCCCGUUCUUUUAAUUAUGUGGUCUUUGUUUCCGCUGUUAGGGUAUGUUCGUAUCGUUUCCACACACAGACGGUUUUGUCAGAACUCAUUGGCAAUGACAUCUGUCUGUUUCACAAUGGCGAAUAAACAUUUUGUGUGAAACCCCA
Molecule: messenger RNA, 1769 nt
Organism: Anguilla anguilla (European eel)
Lineage: Eukaryota; Metazoa; Chordata; Actinopteri; Anguilliformes; Anguillidae
Gene: tmed7
Product: transmembrane p24 trafficking protein 7
Exons: 4
Coding region: 165-818 (217 amino acids)
Biological process (GO): Golgi organization; intracellular protein transport; endoplasmic reticulum to Golgi vesicle-mediated transport
Cellular component (GO): COPII-coated ER to Golgi transport vesicle; endoplasmic reticulum; endoplasmic reticulum-Golgi intermediate compartment
Source: RefSeq, a predicted model, not a curated record